Ceratina calcarata is the source of this 3734-nucleotide messenger RNA. RefSeq names its product transmembrane and TPR repeat-containing protein CG4050. Bases 625 to 3543 code for a protein of 972 amino acids. Gene Ontology annotation, molecular function: mannosyltransferase activity; protein binding. Lineage: Eukaryota; Metazoa; Arthropoda; Insecta; Hymenoptera; Apidae. Gene Ontology annotation, cellular component: endoplasmic reticulum. Gene Ontology annotation, biological process: protein O-linked glycosylation via mannose. The record is from RefSeq and is a predicted model, not a curated record. The transcript has 12 exons.
GUAAAUCCGCGUCGUCGCCGUUGCGACGUCGUAUUUCGUACUCGUUUCACAAGACGUAGCGUGCUCGAUUCCAUACGUACGAUCGUGUAUACACGGGACGGAUACUCCGAUCUAUCGUUUGACAGUUCGCUCUCAACAGCGGCGCGUGUACGAUAUAAUUAUCCGAUUCCGGUGUUCGGUGAGUUCGGUCCCUCUCUAGGCUCGAGUGCGGCUUCCCUUAUUUCCCGCGAGGGGAACAAGUAAACGAUAAAACCAGCCUCCUCCAGUCGUCGAUAUAAUGUCUCUUGUCGGGUACCGCGGAUCGUUCUGCGAGAAAUCGCGCUCGCGUUCAUCGUUGCUCGACACGUAGAUAGAAUUGCUCGCUUUCGCGAUGUGCCCGAGAAGGAGCUUGUCCGCGUUUACGUGCCCGGGAACAAUAUUCCUGCCUCACUCCUGGAUAUCACUGGGUUAAAACUGUCUCUCGACUCGAACGGUACCCAGACGAUAGAUAGGGUAGGAUAGCGUGUUAAGUAGUUGCAGAGAAGAGAGAACGGGAAAGAUAAGAGUUUCCCGGCGAGGAAGCGUCUUCCGUCAAUCGAAGAUCGGGAAGGAAAAGACGGACGGCCGAUCGAUGUCUUAUUUGUGAUGGGAGUGCCUGCGCGGGGAGCACUCGCGGCGAUUGUCGCUGUAACCGCUUUCGUCGUUUAUCUCAACAGCCUCAAUUGCGGUUUCGUGUUCGACGACAUCUCGGCGAUAAAGGACAACCGCGACCUGAGGCCUCAUACGCCGCUGAAAAAUGUUUUUUACAAUGACUUCUGGGGUACUCCUAUGCACAAGGAACAAUCGCACAAAUCGUACAGGCCACUGUGCGUUCUCACAUUUCGAUGGAAUUACUUGAUUCAUCAACUGGAUCCUAUGGGAUAUCAUUUACUUAAUGUUAUCCUACAUGUUGGAGUAUGCUUACUAUAUUUCAGGACAUGCUUGAUGUUUCUAUCCGAUUCCGCGACAUUCGUGUCUUCUCUCCUGUUCGCGGUACAUCCUAUACACACGGAGGCAGUUACAGGAGUGGUCGGAAGAGCAGAGACGCUGUCCUCCUUGUUUUAUUUAGCGGCUUUAAUCACGUACACUAAAUGCUGCCGAAGUAGAAGAUCCACAGGAUGGAGGUCUUUGAUAUUAUCAAUGUCAUUCGUCUUCACUGCCAUGUUAUGCAAAGAGCAAGGGAUAACGGCUACCGCUGUUUGCGUAUUAUACGAAAUUUUCGUUGUACAAAAGGUAAGAGCAAUGGAUAUUUUCCUGACGUUAAAGGCAGCCUUCGGUGGGAAAAAGAUAUCGCUUGCCUGGUCCAGUGAAGGUACAAAACGACUGACGGUACUCACACUUGUCACGUUUAGUUUACUUAUCCUUCGGCUACAUGUAAUGGGCUCGAAGUUACCUGUAUUUACCAGAUUUGACAAUCCCGCAUCAGUGGCACCGACGCCGAUAAGGCAGCUUACCUACAAUUACCUCGCUGCGGUUAAUCUAAGGUUGCUGUUUCUUCCAAACGAUUUAUGCUGUGAUUGGACUAUGGGGACGAUACCGUUGAUAGAAAGUUUCAUAGAUCCUCGCAAUCUCGCUACCAUAGCCACCCACACGACUGUAAUAGGAUUGUUGGUAACUGCGAUUUUAACAGCGAACAGGCAGACUUCGAUCGUUCUUAUAAUGAGUUUGGCUAUGAUGGUACUGCCGUUUCUACCCGCAUCAAACCUGUUCUUCCCGGUUGGAUUCGUCAUCGCCGAAAGAGUGUUAUAUGCGCCAUCCAUGGGAUUCUGUAUGCUCGUUGGCUAUGGAUGGAGCAUUCUAAGCGAGAAGAGAUUUAAGAAACUGACAUUAUUUUUAAUAAUAACUCUCUUGGCUGCGCACUCGACUAAGACCUUUAUGAGAAACUACGAUUGGUUGGACGAAUACUCGAUAUUCAUGUCCGGAUUAAAGGUGAAUGAUCGGAACGCGAAGUUAUUUAAUAAUGUCGGCCACGCGUUGGAAAGUCAAGGGAGGUUCAAGGAAGCUUUAAAUUUCUUCAACAUGGCCGUGCAAGUCCAGGGCGACGAUAUCGGUGCUCACAUCAACGUAGGCAGGACUUACAAUCACCUGAAAAUGUUUAAAGAAGCCGAGGAUGCUUAUCUGAAGGCGAAAUCGUUGUUGCCGAAAGCGAAACCCGGGGAGUCCUACCAAGCGCGAAUAGCCCCUAAUCACUUGAAUGUCUUCGUGAACCUAGCGAAUUUGAUAGCGAAGAACGCGACUAGAUUAGAAGAAGCCGAUUUGCUUUAUAGGCAGGCAAUUAGUAUGCGCGCCGAUUACACGCAAGCGUACAUUAAUCGUGGCGACGUUCUCAUUAAACUGAACCGCACGAAGGAGGCCCAGGAGGUUUAUGAGCGGGCGCUCUUCUACGAUAGCAACAAUCCGGACAUCUAUUACAACCUGGGAGUCGUCUUCCUCGAACAGGGAAAAGCAUCCCAGGCCUUGGCAUAUCUCGAUAAAGCCCUCGAAUUCGAUCCGGAACAUGAGCAGGCGUUAUUAAAUUCGGCUAUUCUACUUCAAGAACUCGGACGCGCUGAAUUGCGAAAAGUAGCCAGAGAAAGGCUUUUGAAGCUCUUGAGAAAAGAUUCGAACAACGAACGAGUUCACUUUAAUUUGGGAAUGCUGGCGAUGGACGAUCACGACAGUGCAAGUGCGGAAAGAUGGUUCCGUAACGCAGUCGCUCUUAAAGAAGAUUUCCGUUCCGCGUUGUUCAACUUGGCCCUUCUCCUCGCCGACGAGCAACGUCCUCUCGAAGCUGCUCCCUUUUUAAAUCAGCUAGUCAGAUUUCAUCCGGAUCACGUCAAAGGAUUGAUCCUCUUAGGCGACAUUUAUAUAAACAACAUAAAAGAUCUGGACGCUGCCGAGAACUGUUAUCGUAGGAUACUGCAAUUGGAUCCUAUGAACAUCCAAGGUCUUCACAAUCUCUGCGUGGUAAUGGUGGAGCGUGGUAAGUUGGGACUGGCCGCACAGUGCUUGGAGCAGGCAGCAGCGUUGGCUCCUCAUCAAGAUUACGUGCACAGGCAUUUGGCUAUUGUGAAAGCCCGGAUCAACAGGUUGCCACCAGAGCAACGUGACACAGAGGUGUUCGACGACUCGUUCCUCAGACCCAAGGAGAGAAGCUUCAGCAUGGGCGAUGUUACCAGCGGCAACAACGCCGUUGGUACCGGAGUUGGAAACGUUGAGAGUACCGGCAAUCAGUUUCUAGGAAAAACGGAGCACGUGUUCGGGAAUCACCACGGAGCGGGGCACAAGAAGAACGCAGCAGACGUGUUGAAUACGAUACCGCAUCUGAAGAAACCGGCACGGGUGGUCCCGAGCGAAACGGUUCACGAGAGGCCGUCGCAGACGGUCGCGAAAGAGCAACAGGAAUUCGCGUCUGGCAGGGUAUUCGGUAAGAACGUGAGUCCGGACGCCACGGAAUUGACAAUCGACCGGGAACGCGCGACGAAAACGAUCAACUCGGAGAAACACGCCGGUGGUACGGCCCAGAAGGACAUGGCCCUAUCAUAGUAUCGAUGUUCGAAGGAAGGAAUGCCCGCCGAGCAACUGUAUAAAGUCGUAUUCUAUACGUAUAACGAAAAGAAUAUUGAGUGGUACAGUCGUAUAGAGCUAAUGUGUGAAUAUAAAAUAAAUACAGAGUAUUGUUUUAUAUGCUGUACGAAUAGAAACGUUUUGUAAAAUAUAUUUAAAAAAUGUGCAUA